ACAAAAUUUCUCCCCUAUCUGUCAACAUAGAUUUCAAGACGUAAACUUAUCGAACAGCAAUGACACAGUCAAAUUUUCAAUAAUUCAAUAGUACGAUUCAUAUUCAUUCAAUUAUUGGCUUAAAUUAUAACGAGGUAAAGUGUUAUCGUGUACAAAUUGUACGUUUCAAUGACAAUUCAAGUGAAUUUAGUCAUCGGCAGCUGAUAGUUUCUCACAGUACUUGUUGUUUGCGGAUGGGAAGACAUUUUUCAUUACUUGGCGAGGAACUAAGGGGUGUUGGCAAAGAUCCACAGGUGAGUGUGGCUUAUCGGUAAAAAACGCCUACGCUGACCAAUACUAAAAAGGUGAGGUACAGAGAGUGUGAAUUUGAUCUCAUAGCCCCACUAAUUCGCCUGUGAGCAAACCGUCAAUUGAGCAGAGCAGCAAAUCGCAAACGAACAGUGACAGCCAGAGACUCGGCAGUGACUUCCGCGGUUGCAUUGGAAACGACUUGGUAGUUGAUCAUUACUUGUGAUUUCGUGCAGAAGGCUGCGUUAGUCAAAUUCGCAAUCAUGAUCCGUGAUGCCAAUGUACCAAUUAUAUGGGUGCUUGGUGGUCCUGGCUGUGGUAAAGGAACUCAGUGUGCUAAAAUCGUUGCCAAAUACAACUUUUCACACUUUAGUACUGGAGAUCUUCUCCGCGAUGAGGUUGGAUCCGGCUCGGAAAAGGGCAAGGAGUUGCAGGACAUGAUGAAACAGGGCAUUCUGGUGCCGAACGAAACGGUGCUAAAGCUGCUGGAAGCAGCGAUGGAGAAGGCACUGUCGGGUACAGUUGGUUAUUUGAUCGACGGUUAUCCACGUGAACCAGCCCAGGGACCGGAGUUCGAGAAGUUCAUCGCUCCCGUUGACAUUAUCCUCUACUUCGAGUGCUCCAAUGAAACAUUGGUGGCAAGAAUUUUGAAGCGUGCAUCCGAAUCAGCCACGGUUCGUGCAGACGACAACGAGGAAACUCUGAAGACUCGAAUUGCCACAUUCCGAGAGAACACUGAAAAGAUCCUGCUGCAGUAUCCAACACAGCUCAGAAGGAUUAACGCUGAACGUUCUCCAGAUGAGAUUUUCUUGGAUGUGGAGAAGUCAAUUGACGAACUGCUAGCCCAGAAAGGCAAAAAGGCCUAAAUUCGGAAGACAAAACAAAAAGCCCAACCAAAUAUUUUACACCUAUCAAACAUUUUUGUGUGCGAUAACAUAUGUUCCAGGAAUUAUGAACGUCCUAUUCGUCAAUUGUUCUCGGGAAUGUCUCUAACAAUUUUUUUUAUUUCGAACAUAAAAUUCUAAGCAAUUUAGUUUCAUAAUUACGUGAACAUAUGAUAUCUCACUGUCUAAAACAGGGGGUGCUGCUACUGGCUUUGUGCACAUAUGAUUGCGAAAAAGUAAUCAUAGUAUAUUUAUUAAGAAACUAUCCACUGUUUUGCUCUAAGGAAUUUAAACUAUCAACUCCACUUUCAGCCAAUCAAUUACGCUUAACGAGAGCAAAUUUCUAGCAAUGUAGCCAAGAAUGUUCGAAUAGUGAUACCACAAACAAUAACAUCUUUUUAGCGUAGCACAAACUUGAUUCUAUCUUUGUUCGGCUCUAAGAUAUAUGAUAUUGAAAGUUUAACUGUCAUUUUAGAACUGUAGUAAGAACAAAAAUUACCAAAGAUUAUCGAGUAACUAUUUAAGCUAGUUUUUAUUCAAUAAACAGAAUCAUGAAUUUGUUAUAUGUGUAAAA
Malaya genurostris is the source of this 1746-nucleotide messenger RNA. It is a transcript of the gene Ak1, whose product is annotated as adenylate kinase isoenzyme 1. Gene Ontology annotation, molecular function: ATP binding; AMP kinase activity. Bases 552 to 1154 code for a protein of 200 amino acids. Gene Ontology annotation, cellular component: cytosol; cytoplasm. The transcript is spliced from 6 exons. Lineage: Eukaryota; Metazoa; Arthropoda; Insecta; Diptera; Culicidae. The record is from RefSeq and is a predicted model, not a curated record. Gene Ontology annotation, biological process: nucleoside triphosphate biosynthetic process.